Messenger RNA from Xiphias gladius (swordfish), 741 nucleotides. Its product is annotated as regulator of G-protein signaling 9-binding protein. The transcript has a single exon. The record is from RefSeq and is a predicted model, not a curated record. Lineage: Eukaryota; Metazoa; Chordata; Actinopteri; Istiophoriformes; Xiphiidae. Gene Ontology annotation, cellular component: neuron projection; photoreceptor outer segment. The coding region runs from base 1 to 741 and encodes 246 amino acids. Gene Ontology annotation, biological process: detection of light stimulus involved in visual perception; G protein-coupled receptor signaling pathway.
AUGGGGAAAGAAGAGUGCAAAACAAUGCUGGACGCUUUGAACAAAGUGACGGCCUGCUACAGGCAUCUGGUCAUCGCCCUGGGGAGCACCUCGGACUCGCAGAACCUGCGAGAGGAGCUGAAGAGGACCCGCAAAAAGGCUCAGGAGCUGGCCGUGGCCAACAGGACUAAACUGACCUCUCUGCUCAAAGACAAGAGCAUCAGCAAAGAGGACCGCGCCGAGUACGAGCGCCUAUGGGUGCUCUUCUCGAGCAGUAUGGAGCUCCUGGAGGUGGACAUGAAAAGGUCCCUGGAGAUAGGGGAGGACUUCCCCCUCAAGGUGCCGACGAGACACCUCAUCCAGACGGGGAUGACCGGCAGCACCACCAGCGUGGCGGCGCGGGCGAUGAGCGUGCAGAACAUGAAGUACGAGGCGGACAGCAACAUCGACACGGCCGACCUCAGGGACCUGCAGUCCGAGAUCACCCAGGUGAGCCAGAUGAUGGAGGAAAUGGAGAUGAAGGUGCAGGUGGCGCCGUGGGCCGUCGAGGCGAAGCAGGAGGCAGGCGCGGAGCUCAAGUCCAACAUGAGUGUAGGGAAUUCCUCCGUGGGUGUCAUCUCCAUCUGCGAAGAGGAGCCCAAAGAAGAGGACGGUGGAGGCAACAGGGAUGCUGGUUUUGCAUCGAUCUGCGCUGUGGUUGUGUUCUUUAUCAUCAUUACUGUCGCUUUGGUUCUAGGAUACUUGGUCAUCAAUAUGUCCUGA